Messenger RNA from Amphiprion ocellaris (clown anemonefish), 1695 nucleotides. RefSeq names its product MPV17 mitochondrial inner membrane protein like 2 (gene mpv17l2). Gene Ontology annotation, biological process: mitochondrial ribosome assembly. The transcript is spliced from 6 exons. Gene Ontology annotation, cellular component: membrane; cytoplasm. Lineage: Eukaryota; Metazoa; Chordata; Actinopteri; Pomacentridae. The record is from RefSeq and is a predicted model, not a curated record. Bases 184 to 840 code for a protein of 218 amino acids.
ACAUACUGCUUGUCUGUUCACCUGAUAUUCUGCUAACCCUCCCCUGAGUCUCGCUUGUUCCUCCACACCAGCAGGUGGCGCUCACACGUUUAUCACACGCUGUUGAUCCGCUCUGCUCUCAUCAUGGAAGUCACCUCAGAUGUUUCCAUCCAAUAACAGUACUCUCUCUGCCGUCCAAACAUCAUGCUUCCCCGGGCGGGUAAAGACUUUCUGGUCCGCAUACGGUUCUUCUGGAAGCCGCUCUUCCAGGGCCGAUACCUGCUGCUCACCAACACCCUGAGCGGAGGAGUGAUGCUGUCGCUGGGAGACAUUGUGCAGCAGAGCCGGGAGAACCGCAGGGAGCCGGGCCGAGUCCGGGACUGGGAGAGGACAGGUCGCAUGUUCGUGGUGGGCUGCUCCAUGGGUCCACUGCUGCACUACUGGUACAUCUGGCUGGACAGAGUGUACGUCGGCAAAGCUCUGAACACGUUGAGCAAGAAGGUCCUGGUGGACCAGCUGGUCGCCUCACCGACACUGGGGAUGUGGUAUUUUUUAGGUAUGGACCUCAUGGAGGGCCGCAGUUUAUCCGAAGGAUGGGCGGAGUUUAGAGACAAGUUCUGGGAGUUUUAUAAGAUGGACUGGUGUGUUUGGCCGGCCGCUCAGACCAUCAACUUCUACUUUCUCUCACCCAAAUUUCGCGUCGUGUACAUCAACUUUAUCACCUUAGGGUGGGACACCUACCUCUCCUACCUCAAACACAGGGACGAAGGGCAGAAUGCUGAUCUGGCAUCAGACAGCAGCACCGUGGAUGUACAGCAGGAAGCACUGCCACCAUCUAAACCUGUGGAGGACAAGGUUUAGACACAGAGUUCGUCCUCAGCAAAUGAACUUCUUCAGGGGAAACAGAACAUUUUGCUGUUUUUUUUUAUGGGUUCAGACUUCUUUUUCUUCCUUCUUGAAAAAUGCUGCAGAACUUUUUUGUGCACCAGAUCUGUCUGAGGAAUUGUGGACGUUUAAGUUGAAGUGCUGGAACACUUUUCCCUUCAUGUCUGAAGACUUUUAAUGUGUCUCUGUCCAUUUUCUUUGUUUCUGUGUCAAUGAUGUGCUCUCCUGUUGGAGCGUCCAGGGAUGAAAAGCUGUUUCACUGCCCUCAGCCUCUCCACCAUCUGAAGAUCCAUUUGCAAAGUGGGAAUCUUCCAAAUGCAUACAGACAUUCCCCCAACUUCUCAACAAGCGUCAUCUUUGUUGUACUGUUGUACUAAAAGCUUGAAACUGACUGAGAAAAAUCAGUAGUGAUGUGAUGCAGCUGCUGGCUUUUUCACAUCCAGCCAUGUUAGUCUGUGUGAACUUUGCCUUAAUCUGUAGUCCAGAGCUGCACUUGUUGAUGCCAAAUAACCUCUACCUAUUCAGCUUAUCCCUUUAGGGUACCUAUAAAAUGAUGCAUGAUUGUGAGUCUACUGUAAUUAGUGUUAAAUUUAAGAGCUUUGAUAUUUUAUCAUAUGAUACAGAUUCACCAGCUGUACGAAGAACUCGAUUCAUUGUGACCUGAUAUACUGUGUAUUUCUACCAACUAAGUUAUUGAUGGACUUUGGUGCAUAAAUAGUGUCAACAUAAGCGCUAUGAAGCACUAUUUAUUAUUAUAUACAGGCAAAUAUAUAUUUAAUUUGUGACACCAUCAUCUACUAUAAAUGUGAAUAAAACAUGAUGUAAAACAUA